Messenger RNA from Mesitornis unicolor (brown roatelo), 1360 nucleotides. It is a transcript of the gene APBB2, whose product is annotated as amyloid beta (A4) precursor protein-binding, family B, member 2. Gene Ontology annotation, biological process: regulation of DNA-templated transcription. The record is from RefSeq and is a predicted model, not a curated record. Gene Ontology annotation, molecular function: amyloid-beta binding; transcription factor binding. Lineage: Eukaryota; Metazoa; Chordata; Aves; Mesitornithiformes; Mesitornithidae. Bases 382 to 1014 code for a protein of 210 amino acids. The transcript has 8 exons. Gene Ontology annotation, cellular component: cytoplasm; nucleus.
GCAUGCACAGUCCGUGAGGAGAGCGGGAGCUUACACGAUGCGCUUCAACUGACUGCAAAAUGAAUGAGCUGCUGUUCUCGGGGGUCUUUCGGCCCCUGUCGGUGGUGUAUGAGUACGCGGCUGCAUCAAGUGCACUUUGCAUCAGCUGAUGCCUAGAUAACACGCUACCAGAGACGGAGACUAGGCAGAGCCUUGACUUGAGGGUUUGUGUAUGAUGUGCUUGGCAUUAUCAAAUUCCCGUUUGCUGCAACAAAAAGAGAGAGAGACUUUGCUUAUGUGGCAAGAGACAAAGACACAAGAAUCCUGAAAUGUCAUGUGUUUCGCUGUGACACACCCGCAAAAGCCAUUGCCACAAGUUUACAUGAAAUCUGCUCAAAGAUUAUGGCCGAACGGAAGAAUGCUAAAGCUGUGGCUUGCAGCUCGUUGCAGGACAGGACAAGUGUCACCCUUGAUGUUCCUCUGCAAGUAGAUUUCCCAACACCAAAGACAGAACUGGUACAGAAGUUCCACGUCCAGUACCUGGGCAUGCUGCCUGUAGCUAAACCUGUGGGAAUGGAUACUCUGAAUAGUGCCAUUGAAAGUCUAAUGGCUUCCUCCAUCAAGGAAGACUGGAUGCCGGUUACCAUGAAUGUUGCUGAUGCUACUGUCACAGUCAUCAAUGAAAGAAAUGAAGAGGAAAUCAUGGUGGAGUGUCGAGUGCGGUUCCUGUCCUUCAUGGGAGUAGGCAAGGACGUGCACACGUUCGCCUUCAUUAUGGACACAGGAAACCAGCAUUUUGAGUGCCAUGUCUUCUGGUGUGAGCCAAAUGCAGGCAACGUCUCAGAAGCUGUCCAGGCUGCUUGUAUGUUGCGGUAUCAGAAGUGCUUAGUGGCCAGACCUCCUUCGCAGAAGGUUCGACCGCCCCCACCUCCCGCAGACUCAGUGACCAGAAGAGUGACAACCAACGUGAAGAGGGGAGUGUUGUCCCUCAUUGACACUUUGAAACAGAAGCGCCCAGUCACCGAGAUGCCAUAGCUGUGCGAGAGCAAGGAUCUCCUGACGUUUAACUCAUUAUAACAGUAGCUACACUAAGGAAAACGAACUGACAGUGUCUGGCCUUCCAUUUCAAAUUGCUGAUGCUUUGUCUUCAGAGAAUUUACCCCUACCGAAGCAAUGUUAGACAAGCAUGUUCUCGUUCUUGCCACCAUCGUGUGAUAUGAAAAGAAGCAUGAAUAAUUUUUUUGCUGUCAGUGAGUUACAUCACGAGCAAUGGAAGAAGGUCUGUUUGGUUGUAAAUACAUGAACAUUACCAAAACUCACACAAAAACAAAAGAAUAUGGCCAUGUCCCUCCCAGUGAACUCAUGCUAAAGUCCUUGGAGU